GCCACGUGAAAGAAAAAUUGACGUGCAAAUCCGUGUGAAGAAAAAUAAAGGAAAGGAAAAUGAUUGUCAAUAUGCCCGUCAAUGGGCCCAACAGCAGCUCAGGCGCUCAGCCGCAUUCCACUGAGCAUUCCAGUCACACUUCCAGCCACAACAACAACAACAACAACAGCAGCAGCAAAAGCAACAACAACAGCUGCAACGCGCUGCAUUCGAACUGCGAGUUCAACUUUCUCAAGCGCAAGUACGAAACACAGCUGGAGGAGCCCUACGAGCAGCUCAACUCGAAUCCCUGGAAGAAGCGUCAUCUGGACUACGAUGUGAAUGGCGUCGGGGUGGGCGUGGGCGCUGGCGUUGGUGUCGGCGUCGGCGCUGCCGGCGAUCUGUGCUUUCAGCUCCAGCUGGACACAAGCGCCAGCGGCACAGCUAGCGCCGCCUUCAUCAACGAUUUGUUCGCCUAUGAUAAUCAGCUGUUGGUGCCCGCUGCCUCCUACUGCGCGCCGCCCACAGCGCCCAUGGAGGCGGACGCUGGCGGCUGGCAAGCGGGAGAGCUGCUCGAAUUGGAUCAUCGCUAUACGACGGGACUGCAAACGGAAAUCUCGCAGCUGAACGCCACGCUGCCGCCAAUGCAAAGCCAAUCGGAAAACCAGUUGGAGUCGCAGGCGGAGCAGCAGCUCCAUCUAGCGGCCAGUGGCAGUGGCUUUCUGGUGCCCAUACUGCAAAAGCAGCCACAGCAGCAGCAGCAGCAGCAGCCCCAGUCACAGCCCACAGCACAAUCGCAAUCCCGUUCAUUGACCUGCCCAGCUCGUUGCUCGCCGGAGCCCGAUUUCGAGGACAAGAAUCUCUCCUGGCUACUCAACUUCAAGUUCGAUGAAUUUCCGCAUCUCUCGCCCGAUGUGGGCGGCGGCAUGGCACGGCUGGGCGUCGGCUUGGAGGGAGCCACGCCCACAGCAGCUACGAAUGCUCACAUGGCCAGCGCAUCGCCCUGCAGCUCGGCGUCCCCAGCAUCCGCAUCUGCAUCGAACUCUAGUCACAGUCACUCGUCGCAGCUGGAGCAGCGCGGCUCGCCCAAGAGCUGCUCCAACUCCCCAUCCACAGCAGCACUAAGCACAGCCACAACAGCAGCAACAACUUCAACAAACGCUGUAACAACAUCGACACCAACCAAAACUGGACGCAAGUUCGAGGAGCUGGUCAUGGAGGUCACUUCGGAGAUGGACGGCAGCGAUAUGAUUGUCGCCGAGCACGUUGUAGUCGAGGACACGGCGUCCAAGGCGCCGAAGAAACCACCGUUUACAUACACGGAACUCAUCGAAUACGCCCUCGAGGACAAGGGUGAGCUAACGGUGUCUGGAAUAUACCAAUGGAUAUCCGAUCGCUUUCCGUACUACAAAUCGAACGAUGAUCGCUGGAAGAACUCGGUGCGGCACAAUCUCUCGAUCAAUCCGCACUUUCGCAAAGGCGUGAAGGCACCGCAAGGCGCUGGCCAUCUGUGGGCCAUAUCCAGCGGCGACUCAGCGGAGAAUGUCUUAGCCUGGGAGCAUAAAAAGCAACGCUUGGACUUGUUCUUCAAAAUGGAAUCGAUCAAUCGCGAGCGCAUUCAACAGCAUCAGCAGCAAAUGCACCAGCAGCAGCAACAGCAGCAGCAGCAACAACAGCAGCAGCAGCAACAACAGCAGCAGCAACAGUUGCAACAACAACAGCAACAACAGCAACAGCAGCAACAGUUGCAACAACAACAUUCGCACUCGCCGCAGCAGCAAUCGACCAAUUGCAUCUAUGAUGAGGCAGCUGUUGCUGCUGCUGCGCUCACCCACGAGAUGCUGCAGCAGACGCCCAGCGAAUCGUCGCCCUCAUCGCAUCCGCAUCCGCAUUCGCAGCGGCUGUUGCCCUUCAGCGAUCUGCUGAGCGACGAUGAGCUACGCAAGACGGCGGGACAGAUCCUCAAUGGCAUCCAUCGAGAGGUGGAGGUGCAGUCCGUCAACUCCAUCAUCAGCACCUAUCAGGAUGUUCUGCUCGACAAUGACUAUCUCAAUCCCAUACACAAGGACGUCGUUGUUACGGAGAGCGGACUGCGCCAGCAUCAACAUCAGCAUCAGCAUCAACAGCAGCAUCAACAGCAGCUGCACAGCGGGAGCAGCAGCAGCCUACUUGCGGGCAGCCUCGGCAACUCGCAAUACUACAUCACAGAGAUCGAUCCCAUGGAGCUGGGCAUACAGAUGUCCCACCAGGUGGAACCGUCCGAGGAGGAGGUGCUAUUCAGCGAUGAUUUCAAUCUCAAUUACUUUGGCUAUAAUCCGGGCAGCGACAUUGUCGCUUGA
Messenger RNA from Drosophila hydei, 2318 nucleotides. It is a transcript of the gene fd3F, whose product is annotated as myb-like protein P. Bases 60 to 2318 code for a protein of 752 amino acids. The transcript has 5 exons. Gene Ontology annotation, molecular function: DNA-binding transcription factor activity, RNA polymerase II-specific; RNA polymerase II cis-regulatory region sequence-specific DNA binding. NCBI's taxonomy places the organism in Eukaryota, Metazoa, Arthropoda, Insecta, Diptera, Drosophilidae. Gene Ontology annotation, biological process: cell differentiation; regulation of transcription by RNA polymerase II; anatomical structure morphogenesis. The record is from RefSeq and is a predicted model, not a curated record.